AUGCACGGAACACUAAGGACUAUGGGUAAAAUUGUCGGAGCACCAAAGGGUCACGAUCGUUACAGAGAUCCUGUCACUCAUCAAAUAACACCAGCUCUAUAUAGAGUCAGACAACCAUUCUUUUGGAGAAACACAAUAGGAUUAUUCGCCGUGGGGGCCAUUCCAUUAGCUGUGUAUCUUUACACAUUCCAAAAGAUGACUGAAGAUGAUUUUGGUGAUAUUCCAAUCCCACCAAUUAGUGAUGAAGAAUUGAAGAAGUUGCAAAGUGAAUACGAGGGGAAAACAUAG
This is a messenger RNA of Lodderomyces orthopsilosis Co 90-125, 288 nucleotides long. RefSeq lists its product as uncharacterized. Lineage: Eukaryota; Fungi; Ascomycota; Pichiomycetes; Serinales; Debaryomycetaceae. The coding region runs from base 1 to 288 and encodes 95 amino acids. The record is from RefSeq and is a predicted model, not a curated record. The transcript is spliced from 2 exons. Gene Ontology annotation, cellular component: mitochondrial inner membrane. Gene Ontology annotation, biological process: mitochondrial respiratory chain complex IV assembly.